This is a messenger RNA of Colletotrichum truncatum, 1407 nucleotides long. Its product is annotated as tat pathway signal sequence. The record is from RefSeq and is a predicted model, not a curated record. NCBI's taxonomy places the organism in Eukaryota, Fungi, Ascomycota, Sordariomycetes, Glomerellales, Glomerellaceae.
AUGGCCUCCUCAAAAGAAAUGCAGCAGUCUACGAGGCCAUUGACCCAGCACCGUCCUUCGCUCUCGUCUGCCUCAUCUUCUGGACUUACCACACGACAAUCCCACUCGCGUACAAACUCCCAUUCCAUUCUCAGCGGCGCUCUCAAUGCCAACCACCGCGUCACUCGCCGAAAGUCCAUGACAAACACCGCUGCAAACGCAGCGGCCAUGGCGGCUGCAAUUAAAGAAAUCGGGGGAGACAAGGUAAUGCCCAUUGCCUUGAGUUCUCGCCGUAACACGGCAUCAAAGAGCGCUGCCGCCCGCGCCGCAAUCGUUGGAAGCUUGCCUUCUCCUCCUCCGAGUUUGCCGACGCAGAAGUUCCACUUAGACGGGAAGAUGGACGUCCACGAGAACGCCAUCGAGGACGAACCUAACAAUGCAUCGGGUGAUGAGGGCGAAGAUACUCAAAAGGCCCGCAUCCGUCGCGCUAGUGACGGGCAGCCUCUCGUGAAAGAGGGCGGCAGGAAAUUCAAUCGCGUUGAGCUCAAAUGCGAGACGUGUGGAAAGGGAUACAAGCACAGUAGUUGCCUGACCAAGCAUUUGUGGGAGCACACUCCCGAGUGGUCUCUGACAUCCAAGCUGCUUAUUUCUAAGCACCAACAAGUCCAGCUCCUUGAAGCUGCUUCUGUCCUAUUAACAAUGAACCAUGGAAAGGACGAGGCUGACGCGGCCACGCCCCCGGAUUCUGCCAAGGACUUCCCCAGUGACCAAGAAUCUGCUUCCCCGGCAGCCUCUGGAUACUCGGACGAGAGACACAGCUCCGCCGAUACCACUCCUCCACCUCAGUUGGAAGGAUUCGAUUCGUCGGAUCGUUCGUUCGCGAAGAGAUACGGUUCUGGCGGCGCAUUCGGUCGGUCAUAUCAGUCGGCGCCGUCCACCAACCCUCUUGUAACUGGCAGUAUGCCUCAGGGCUCGACAUUCUCCUCCCAUUUCCGUCAGAACAGCCAAGAUCAACGACCACCAUCAUCAGGCAGAAAUGCGACAGGCCAAGAAGACCGUGACUUGGCCGCUGCCGUUGAGCUUCUCAGCUGCAGCUUCAACAGUAACAGCGGGCGCACGGUAACGCUACCCGCUGACGCCCCUCCUGUGCCUCCGCUACCGGCACAGUAUCUCGACCAAGCCGCCUCGUUCUCUAGCGCUGGCUUCAGCGGAGGAUUCAGUGGAGGAUUCAGCGGAGGGUUCAGCACUGGUUUCCUCAACAGCUUCCCUAGCAGACAGCCAGAGAGUUUCACGCGAGGCGAGGUUCGACACGCCGAUACCAAGAUGGAUGACAAUGAUAGCGUUAUGGAUGACGACGACUUUGACCGUCGAUCUCGAUCUCGGAGCGACGAGGAUGACGAUGGUGUCUUCGGACGCAUGGAAGAAUAG